Brassica napus (rape) is the source of this 2472-nucleotide messenger RNA. RefSeq lists its product as uncharacterized. Gene Ontology annotation, biological process: chromosome condensation; negative regulation of DNA recombination; nucleosome assembly. Gene Ontology annotation, molecular function: nucleosomal DNA binding; double-stranded DNA binding. The coding region runs from base 1 to 1221 and encodes 406 amino acids. NCBI's taxonomy places the organism in Eukaryota, Viridiplantae, Streptophyta, Magnoliopsida, Brassicales, Brassicaceae. The record is from RefSeq and is a predicted model, not a curated record. The transcript is spliced from 5 exons. Gene Ontology annotation, cellular component: nucleosome; nucleolus; nucleus.
AUGACGAUGAUUAUGCUGAGAAGUGGAGGAGGAGAGGAAAUGAUGGAAACGGGUCGGCCAGUGGGUCAUUUGGGUCGGGUAGUGAAAGAUCCAAAGUCUGGAAACCAGUUUGAUGUUAGUGAACUUCGAGAUGAGGAAAAUAUUUCUCCUGCUAAGAAGAAACAUUACUGUAGACAUACAAAUUCUCAGAUCCAAGCAAAUGGAAGUAUAUGGGGGAAAAGAACGAAUGGAUGGUUUCUUUUCCAUGUAGUCAUAACACCGAAAGUUGUUAAAGACUAUAAACUGAUGGACCCUAACCAUCCUUCUAAUGCCUCCUUUGUCCCCGGUCAUGUCACUCCUCCCAACCAACCCGUUCUCCAUGUACGACCUAUUAACCUGUCUAACAAUGUCUAUUCCCAUCCCGAGUUCCAGCUCCAGCCUCAGUUCCAGCCCAGGCCCCAGUUCCAACCUAGGCCUCAGUUCCAGCCCUGUCCCCAGUUCAUGCCCCAGCCCCAGCAGCAAACGGCUCCUUCUCAGUUAGCUCUUGUUCUGGUGCAGGCGCAGCCUUCCAUAAACUAUCCUCCUUACGACGACAUGAUUUUUGAGGCAAUUAGGGACUUGAACGAACCUGAUGGUUCAAGCAAGUCGAGGAUCUCGAGGCGUAUCAAGAGAUCGAACGCCGUUUUGCCUCCUAGUCACGCGGUUUUGGUGACUUACCAUCUCAAGACGUUGAGGAGGAGUGGCUUUCUCACCAUGGUUAACAACUUAUACAAGAUCGCUGCUGCUGCUCCUCCUCCUCGGCAAAGAGUGGCUGUUGCGGCAGACCUGGUCGCUCCCAGAUAUGAGGUUCCUCCGAUGAACUCCUCUCCGCUUGAUAUGCUAGGACAGUCAAGCCGUGAGCUACCCGAGUUGCCUGUAACAGAUCCGAACCAGGUGGUUACUGAGUCGGCAAACAGACGACCUGACCGUCCAAGGAGGGACGGAUCUGUUCCGAUCUCUCCAACUGCGGGUGCAACUCUAGGUCUUCCAUAUCCGAGUAUGUAUGCAAGCAUGCUACAAAGGGGGAGGCCACCGAGUCCUAGAGCUGCUGUGAGCGAGAGUAAGAGGCUAUGCAUAGGUGAAUCUAGCGGUGGAGUCGUCAUCGCUGCUCCAGCUGGUGGAGAACUGUGGCCGUUGCGUCAAGGAUGUGGCGUGGACUUGGAUGUACACCUAACAUCGUUUGGAACAGGCCUAGAGAGGUAAUUUCUUAUCCCAUAUAUUAGAGCACCCGCAGCGGUAUAAAUUCUGCAAAGUUUCUCUUGACAAAAAGUUUAAUAUUACAAAAAUAUAGAACAAUAAAUAACAGACAAGUGGCCAACGCUUCUCAUGACUUCGGACAAAAUCUCUUCAUAAAGAGACGUUUUCUUGUCUCUCUCAUCUGUUUCUUUACCUUCUUUUUUUCAUGUAUUAUUUUAAUUACUGAGAGAUCUAUUGAGAAUUGCACCAAUGCUGAUGGCCUUACAAUCUUUGUCAUGUUGAUUGAGAUAGAUUCGCGAUAUCUCUGUAAAGGCUAUUUCUUUAUUGCAAUCAUUUGUUAAUUAAAAUCAUUGCCGGGUUGUCUGUUUUCGAAAUUUUAAAAACUGACUAAUUUCGAGAUGUUGUCUUAUUAUAUUCAUGUCCCCUCGCUUUUGUUUUUUUUUUUUAUCUGGUUGGUGUUGUUUCGCUUUAUCUUGUUUAUUGCAUCUUUUUCUUCUCAUUAAAAAUGUAUUUCAAUAGGUAUAAGAGUUUCUAAUAUUUUAUUUAAAUAUUUAUUGUCUUGUCUUGUUUUGAAUUUGGUGAAGAACUUUAUACAUAACUUGUUUGCCUUUUAUGAACCUAGAGUGCCACACCAUCGUCCAUCAGGGCAGCUACUGGGACAUCAGAGUCUGCCUAUGGAGAACUCAAGAGAAAGCUUGACUUUGCUUGCGAGAAAGCAAAAGAAAUCUUGGAUAUGUUGAAUGCUGGUAUUGAGAACUACGACUUUAUAGAAAUGUUGCAAGCUAGACAGGAGGUGGAAGGACUAAUACGAAUGUUGAGUGUGGAGCCACAUGCCAUGAGACAAGUGCAGCCACAGGUCGUGGAAGAAGUGGAGGCACCACCCGUGGAACAGCCACAAGCCGUUGAAGAAGUGCAGUCAGGGGAGGCAGCAGCACAGACUGGAGAUGAAACCCAAGGAGAGGAACAUGGACAAGAAGUUGUGGAAGGAGAACAAGCACAGCCCCAGCCUUAGCCUCAGACCAAAGCUGAGGCAAUGCAAGGAGCCCUGAUCUGAUUUCUGAAGAAUAAUUGUCCGAGAAAGACAGCCUAGACAAUAGCCUUGGUGUUUAUGUUUAGGAGUGUUCUUUUUUAAUAGUUGUUGCAUCUAUCUUUAUUUUAAACUCAUUUUUCAUUUUUAGUUUAAUAGUUUGGUAUAGAAGGCAUUGUGUUGUCGUUGUGUCUCUAACUAACCGAACAGUAAGAGGUUGUUGUAAUUAA